Verruconis gallopava is the source of this 3367-nucleotide messenger RNA. RefSeq lists its product as uncharacterized. The coding region runs from base 260 to 2743 and encodes 827 amino acids. Gene Ontology annotation, molecular function: zinc ion binding; DNA binding; DNA-binding transcription factor activity, RNA polymerase II-specific. Lineage: Eukaryota; Fungi; Ascomycota; Dothideomycetes; Venturiales; Sympoventuriaceae. The transcript is spliced from 4 exons. The record is from RefSeq and is a predicted model, not a curated record. Gene Ontology annotation, biological process: regulation of DNA-templated transcription; DNA-templated transcription.
GGCUUGCAGAUAUUCAUUCGAAUGGCGUACAUGCUUGUGAGUGAGGAGAGCCAAGGCAAUUUUUUUUGCUUUCAGCUUGCAUCGCGCCGUCGGUCUGCCCCCAAGAACGCUGCCCUUGACCAAGCUCGAGCUGUCUUCUAUCUCGAUCGAAUUCACAUCGCAUGCCAUCGCCCACAGCACAUGUCAUUCGGCCUCCCUAUAUGCUGCUCCCCCUCCGAACGCAUGAGGUUCAACACUUCAAUCGACGCGCCGUACCGAAAUGGCGGAUUCUUCCUCACGCAAGAAAGAUUACUCUUCGCAAGUGCGAAAGAAGCUAGCUAACAGCACGCGCACUGGUCAAGCUUGCGAUCGGUGCAAGCUUCGCAAAAUACGCUGUGAUGCAGAUCCAAACGGUUGUGCAGGCUGUCGCGCCGCUGCAGAGCCGUGUGAAACGACCGACAGGAUCACGCGAAAAGCAUUCCGUCGUGGCCACGCUGACCAACUCGAGACUGAAAAUGCGAAUCUGAAAUCAAGACUGCACGAGCUGCAGCAGAAACUUGCCGAAUUUGGUGUCCCACUGUCGCCCGAUGCGUUCAACGGCGAGGCGGUCGGCUCAGAAGACAUUCAACAGCAUCAUGACAGCCUUGCGGGCAGUGGGACGCUGUCUGACGGCGAUCGAAGGCCUUCGUUUGCCUCCAGCGCAGAGAUGUCAAUCUGGCAGAAGCAUAUGAACAACCUUACUGGGGGAAUGUCAUCCAAUCCUGCCUUCAGCAUGCUCAGGGGCACCACCCUGUCGCUCUUUGGCAUGCAGAUUGAUCUUGCAGAGUUCGCAGAGGACUUGAACGACAUCGACUCGCCGCAGACGUUCAGCGGAUUUAUUUACUGCAUAAACGCCUCAAACACGAGAGAACACCUUCAUCCACCUCCUUUACCUCCCAACCUCAAGCAGGCCCGCGAAUAUGCUGGCUGGUUUUUUAAAUUUCUCAAUGCUUACACUCCCAUUCUCGACAAACGAGAAAUGGACAAACUGCUGGUGGAAGUCUAUAGCGAUCCUCGGCCCGGUCCUCGUCCCGGCAGAUCUGCUGCGGAAGAGACGAUGGUUCAUAUGAUGUUCGCCUACAUCAAGUAUCAAUACGGCCAGCGCAAUCAUCAUCCAGAGCUUGUAGAAGAAGCCAUAGCACACCUGAAAUACUCAGCGGGAUUUAUACAGGAUAUGCUACGCUCCCGCACAUUUCGUGACAUCCAGGCGAUGAGCUUGAUUGUACUGCAGCUCAGAGGGCUCCAGAGACCUGGGGCGUGCUGGAUACUUGGCCAGCUCACAGUCAACUUGGCCAUCGAAUGUGGUUUGCAUCGUUCAGCAGACUCACUUGCGGCUUCGGAAAGACAGCAAAUGACUCCAGCCAUGAUUGAGAGUCGAAAGCGAGUCUUUUGGGCACUGUAUGGUCUGGCAACCAAUAAUAGCACACGCCUCGGUCGUCCACCUCCUCUUCGUUUAGCCGACAUUGACAUCGAAUUUCCUCUACCGGUGCAUGAUUACUUGGAUGUCGAAGAGCCGUCGCUGACGGAGUUCCAAAAGUGUUCGUAUCAAGUGGGCAUCGCCAUUGCCAAGUUGCUAGCCCUCUACAGCGAUCUGCAUUGCACUUUGUACACGAUAUCCAAGCCGUCGGCAGCAGAGUACUCGAAGCUAGUCUCUCGAUUCAAAAGCGAUCUUGAGGUAUGGCGUGCAGCCGUGCCCCAAGAGAUUUCUGAUGCGACACGAGUGCAGGGCGAACUCAACAUGUAUGCAAUGUACCUUGACCUUUUCGAAGCAGAAUUCCGGUUCCUCCUUUACCACCCGCUGCUCCAUCCGUCGAACCAGCCGACGUCGUACAAGCGAACGCUGCAGUUGUGUGAGGGGGCAAUAUCGGACGCGCUCAAAGUGCUCUGGCAAGUUCGGGAAUUGAGGUCGCUGGACGUGCCGUGGCACACAACGACUCUGCUUCUAGCGAUGACGUUCACACAGUUGUUCAUUGGCGACCAGCGAGGCGCAGAACUCACGGCGGCGAGCUACGAACGACUGGAAUCUGAUAUGCGCACUUGGCUAGAUCUGUUCGGGACGGUGGGGACGAUGCUCGGAUCGGGCUCUCGCCUACAAAAUUCGGUCCAGCGCAUAGCCAAGAACGUGCUAGACAAGCUCAAAGUGAGUCUGGAGGGAAGAACAACGCCUGCGGCCGGAGCAUCGAUUGACGCACACUACAUUCGGACCGUACCCGAGAUGAAGAACGAACAGCACGGCGGAUAUUCUCCUGCCGUUAUGCCUACCAUCACCGGUAGCGGACAAUUCGCGGCCGUCCCAGGUCAAGGGUCUUACACUCCCUCGUUCGACAGUUCGCAAGGGGUGUAUACUGGUGCCCAGAUCAGUUAUAAUGGGCCCUCCUAUGACACGGGGGCUGGGCAGCCGAAACAGGUAGCCACCAUGGGAUCGACGAUCGGCUACUCGGCACCUGGUGGAAUCACGUAUUAUCCUCCUCACGAUGUGAGUACCGCUGCGCCUUCGACGUCGCCAGCUAAUGACUGGAUGCGCUGGGGUCAGGCGAAUCUCAACACGUUCAUACAACAUUCACAACCGGACUACAUAACACCCUCCGCAGCGACGACACUCAUGUCCUUGAGCGACGCAAGAUCCUCGGCAGGCAGUGCUGCAGGGCAAAUAGCAGAGAAUAACCACCAGUGGCCAAUGAACUAUUACAGUGGCGGUCAAUACGCGACUAGCCACCCUGGAUGAAAGCUUUUCCACACGUUAGGUUGUACGUUAUGAGACCAGAAAAAACAAAACAAAACAAAGCAAUCACAAGUUAGGGGGCCGAUAUGUCGAGUUCUGCAUGCAGCAGCACGCAUUGACCGUUCCACGCGAGGAGGCCCAGAAUGAAUUAAGUGUGCGGGUGGCCUCACUUGAAAGCCCCAGCAGCAGCGAGGCCCUCAACUGCUCGAUCUGGUGUUCAGACGGAACAUACCUGCGGCUGAAAACGAGCGACAUUUCCCAAACGGGAGCUCGCGUCAAAGGCCCAGGUGUGCGAGAGAGACCGUAAGGCUAGACGAGACGGGCACAAGCAUCGACAGCACGAGAGUAAGCCCCACCAUGUACUUCUUUUUGUGACGAAUUCAUGCGUGACGUGGGGGAAAGGGUUGGCUACAGUCUUUGGUUUUUUUUUUCUCUGUCUCUCCCCCCCUCAAGAAGAUCCCAGUAGCCCGCCAAUAAGAGUUGGUUUCCUGGCAAAGCUAGUCGUGUGCUGCGGGGACGGCACGGGCAGGGGACAGUAGAGGAGAGAGAGGGAGAUGAUGAAAGAUUCUACAAGACGACGGCUGUUCCAAUCAAGAAAAGCACUUAGUAAAACGAUCUCGAACCCCG